UGUCGCAUAUCGUAAUUUCAUAAGAACAAACUCCAAUUUACAGCUGCACCAAAUUUUCCUUUUGCGAGAAACACCGAAACACAAAUUUAGGGUUCAUAAGAUUCAAAUUGCUUCUUUAUCCAAAUCGUAAAAAGCUUCGUAGCUUUUCAUUGCUUUCGUUAUUCUUCUUCCUUUUCAACCAAUUUGCAUUGCGUAGCUUCAAUUCCUUUACCCCUAAGGAGAGGUUGCAGAGAUUGGUAGUACCUUUUGUUUGGAAACUGAAAUUUCCCACACUCCUUUUUGUUCUUCAUUCCUUUUCAUAAUUAACAACAUAAUUUGACUUAAAAAGUUUUCAUUUUUGCAAUUCUUGAUUUUCAUUACCACCCCAUUUGACUUUUAUGUUAUAUAUAUAAGAGCUUUUGCUCACUGAAAUCUCCCUUUGAUGACCAUCUUCAUUGUUUCGUUUCGAUUUGGAUUGGUUUUAUUGUUUGUUGGACUUGCCUUUCAAUGCUGCUAGUUUUGUUUAUCGUUUCGUUUGACCCUUUGAUAAAAAGUCUUUUGUAAUGCGGCGGUUCUAUAAGUCUUACCUCAUUGCAUAGUUGUUCCGCUGAGAUUCCUUCGAUGAAACAACUCCUUUUUCGUCCUUUCGAUAUGUGUAUACUUCUUCCAUGGAAUUCUUCUGGCCUCUGUGCCUUCUUCACAGUUGCCUCACAAGUUUGUUUAAUUAGUUUCGUAAGAUGCCGAGGGGAAAGCCAAAUUCUUCAUCAGUUGCUAAACAGUCUGAGCCUGAAAAGCCAGUUGAAUCUGAUGAGAAGGUUGACCUUGAAGAGGAAAAUGAUCCCGAGGAAGAAAUGGAAGAAGAGGUUGAAUAUGAAGAAGUAGAAGAAGAGGAGGAAGUGGAAGAAAUAGAAGAGGAGGUGGAAGAAGAGGAGGAUCCGGAUGAGGUAGAGGAAGAAGAAGAGGAAGAGGAGGAGGAAGAGGUCGAAGAAGUGGAAGAAGAUGAUGCCACGGAAAACCACAUCAUUGGUGAUGAUGAGAAGAAAAAGCAUGCUGAACUUCUUUCUCUUCCUCCUCACAAGUCUGAAGUUUACAUAGGUGGCAUUCCUCUUGAUGCGCUAACUGAAGAUUUAAAAGAAUUUUGUGAGCGUAUUGGGGAAGUUGUACAGGUUAGAAUAAUGAAAGGAAAAGAUUCUUCUGAGAAUAAGGGAUUUGCUUUUGUGACUUAUAGAAAUGUAGAACUGGCUACUAAAGCCAUCGAGGAGCUGAAUAAUACCAUAUUUAAGGGUAGAAAAAUAAAAUGUUCUACAUCUCAAGCCAAAAAUCGUCUUUUUAUUGGCAAUAUUCCUAGAAGCUGGGGCGAAAAAGACCUGAAGAAGGUUGUGACUGCGAUUGGACCUGGAGUUACUGCUGUUGAACUAGUCAAGGAUAUGAAGAACAUUAGCAAUAACCGUGGCUUUGCUUUUAUCGACUAUCAUAAUAAUGCAUGUGCUGAAUAUUCAAAGCAAAAGAUGACGAACCCAACAUUUAAGCUUGGUGACAAUUCCCCAACAGUGAGCUGGGCUGACCCUAAAAAUGCUGAUUCCUCUGCUUCAUCUCAGGUAAAGGCAGUAUAUGUGAAGGGCCUUCCUAAGAAUGUAACUCAAGAGCAGUUGAAAAAGCUUUUUGAACACCAUGGGAAGAUCACCAAGGUGGUUCUUCCACCACCAAAGUCUGGUCAGGAAAAGAACAGAAUUGGCUUUGUGCAUUUUGCAGAGAGAUCAAAUGCUAUGAAAGCACUCAAAAACACUGAAAGAUAUGAGUUAGCAGGUCAAAUGUUAGAGUGUUCUCUAGCAAAGCCACAGGCUGAUCAGAAGGCUGGAGUAUCAAAUACACAGAAUCAAGGAUUGCUUCCAAGUUAUCCGCCACAUGUUGGUUACGGUUUGGUUGGGAAUCCCUAUGGUGCACUCGGUGCAGGAUUUGGUGCUCCUGGUCUUGCACAGCCUUUGAUGUAUGGACCGGGUCAAACUCCUGCUGGAAUGGCCAUGAUGCCAAUGCUUCUGGCUGAUGGACGCAUUGGAUAUGUAUUGCAACAACCAGGAUUGCAGCCGCACACCCCGCCUUCACAUCAAAGAGGCGGAAGGAAUGACAGUGGUAGUGGUGGGGGUGGGAGUGGUGGUGGCAGCAGGAAUCCGGGCAGUUCAAGUAAGGGAAGACACAGCAAUGAUAGUGGUCAAGGGCGCAGAUACCGCCCGUAUUAGCUGGUCUCUUAAUAUAUUUUAUGUAGUGCCUUUAUGAGCUGUUUCAUUUAUCAAAAUGUUAUACACUAUUGUUUUACAUCAAAUAGUAUUUAUCUGUACGUUCAGUCUUGAUAUUACAUUCAUGAUUUAAGGGUGUUUUAAUGUAUGAAUUAUAUAUCCCAGUUGCAGAAUUGCAUAUAAUCGAGACUUUUCUUACACCCAAAA
Messenger RNA from Trifolium pratense (red clover), 2420 nucleotides. Its product is annotated as heterogeneous nuclear ribonucleoprotein Q-like. Bases 717 to 2216 code for a protein of 499 amino acids. Gene Ontology annotation, cellular component: nucleus. The record is from RefSeq and is a predicted model, not a curated record. Gene Ontology annotation, molecular function: mRNA binding. The transcript has 9 exons. Lineage: Eukaryota; Viridiplantae; Streptophyta; Magnoliopsida; Fabales; Fabaceae.